CAUGUUUUCCCCAAAACUCCACAUCCCUGCCAACCUCAGUUUUAAGGUGUAUUUUUACUUAGAGUUGAGAAGCCUUUCAACUUAAAGACACCAGAAUCAGGUGAAUGGAGGACAACCAGCUACCGCAAUGAAAGAUACCGAGCUGCUCAGCCAAGGGAGCCGCGUCCCCAGUAAUGCCAGCGAUGGCCUCGGAAGGAACACCACCCUUAACAACGAGUUCGACACCAUCAUCAUGCCCGUGCUUUACCUCGUUCUAUUCGUGGCGAGCAUCUUGCUGAAUGGUCUAGCAGUGUGGAUCUUCUUCCACAUUAGGAAUAAAACCAGCUUCAUAUUUUAUCUCAAAAACAUAGUGGUUGCUGACCUCAUAAUGACGCUGACUUUUCCAUUUCGAAUAGUCCAUGAUAUAGGAUUGGGACCGUGGUACUUCAAGGCCAUCCUCUGCAGAUACACUUCAGUGUUGUAUUAUGCAAACAUGUAUACUUCCAUCGUGUUUCUUGGACUGAUCAGCAUUGAUCGCUAUCUGAAGGUGGUGAAGCCUUUCGGGGACUCUCGCAUGUACAGCAUAACCUUUACGAAGGUUUUAUCCAUUUGCGUGUGGGUGAUCAUGGCUACUUUGGCCUUGCCAAACAUCAUCCUAACAGACGUUCAACCAACUAAAGAAAAUAUUUAUAACUGCAUGAAACUUAAGAGUCCCUUGGGAGUCCAAUGGCAUAAUGUAGUCAUUUACCUCAAAAGCUGCUUGUUUGUGGCUGUACUGGUGAUCCUGAUCGGAUGUUACAUAGCCAUAUCCAGGUACAUCCACAAGUCCAGCAGGCAGUUCGUCAGCCAGUCAAGCCGGAAGCGGAAGCAUAACCAGAGCAUUAGGGUGGUGGUGGCUGUGUUUUUCACCUGCUUUCUGCCAUACCACUUGUGCAGAAUUCCUUUUACUUUUAGUAACUUAGACAGACAUUUAGAUGAAUACGCACACAAAAUCCUGUAUUACUGCAGAGAAAUGACACUUUUCUUGUCUGCGUGCAAUGUGUGCUUGGACCCAAUAAUUUACUUUUUCAUGUGUAGGUCAUUUUCAAGAAGGUUAUUCAAGAAAUCAAAUAUCAGAACCAGGAGUGAAAGCAUCAGGUCACUGCAAAGUGUCAGAAGAUCAGAAGUCCGUAUAUAUUAUGACUAUACUGAUGUGUAGUUGUUAAAGGCAAGGAGAUCUCCCCUUGCUUGUUGAAGUUGAUAUGUACAAAUUGCAAAUAAAUGUUUCUUUUGAUUAA
Molecule: messenger RNA, 1256 nt
Organism: Pipistrellus kuhlii (Kuhl's pipistrelle)
Lineage: Eukaryota; Metazoa; Chordata; Mammalia; Chiroptera; Vespertilionidae
Gene: GPR87
Product: G protein-coupled receptor 87
Exons: 2
Coding region: 128-1177 (349 amino acids)
Biological process (GO): G protein-coupled receptor signaling pathway
Cellular component (GO): membrane
Molecular function (GO): G protein-coupled purinergic nucleotide receptor activity
Source: RefSeq, a predicted model, not a curated record